Molecule: messenger RNA, 1041 nt
Organism: Strongyloides ratti
Lineage: Eukaryota; Metazoa; Nematoda; Chromadorea; Rhabditida; Strongyloididae
Product: Torsin-like protein
Exons: 2
Coding region: 1-1041 (346 amino acids)
Biological process (GO): cellular response to misfolded protein
Molecular function (GO): ATP binding; ATP hydrolysis activity
Source: RefSeq, a predicted model, not a curated record
AUGCUUAUUGGUUAUACGGUGAUAUUGUUAUUAUACUUAUUUCCCGUUAUUUACGGAGAAUUAAUAUCAAUUAUAGUUGGUACAGGAAUAGCAGUUGGAUUAGGAUCAUUUCUUUUUUAUAACCAAUGUAAAGUUCUUGAAUGUUGUGAAGCUCCAUGGAUUCAAAUAAGGCAUAAAGAAUUAUCAAAUGCUUUAAGGAAAAGAUUAUAUGGUCAACAUAUAGCGAUAAAUUCUAUUGAAAGCUUAGUAGCAGGACAUUUAAGACAGAUUAAAGAAGGAAAAUCUAAAAAAUCACUUGUCAUGUCUUUUCAUGGAUGGCCAGGUAUCGGAAAAACAUACACUUCAGCAAUUAUUGCUGAACAUAUAUUUGAAAAAGGUUUCUCAAGUAAAUAUGUUAGAAGGUUUUUUGGUUCAAAAGAUUUUCCUUUACCAAAUCGUGUAAAUGAGUAUAGGGAUAAUAUUCAGAAAUGGAUUGCAGGAAAUUUAUCUGAAUGUACAAAAACGUUAUUUAUUUUUGAUGAAGUUGAUAAAAUGUCUCCUAAAAUUCUUGAUGCAAUAUCACCAUAUGGACAAGAAAAUGUUAGAAUUAAUGGGAAACCUGCAAAUGAUGCUAUUUAUAUAUUUAUUAGUAACGCUGGUGGGGAUGCUAUUGCAAAUAAAGUUAGGGAUUUUUAUUUAAAGAAAGGUUUUAGAGAAGAUUUGAAAUUAGAAGAUUUUGAAAAUAUUAUAAAAGAAAAUGCUGUUAAUAAGGGUGGUCUUGAGGAAAGUGACAUGAUUUUUAGAGGUAUUGUUGAUGUAUUUGUUCCUUUUCUUCCACUAGAGAAGAAACAUGUUGAAGAAUGUAUAGAAACUAUUUUUACAGAAAGAGAUUAUAAGAAUGUAGAAUACAAUAAAGAAAUUAAGGAAUACCUUUUAAAGCAUAUAACAUUUUCACCUAAGAAUGAUCCUUUGUUUUCGAUAAAUGGUUGUCGAUUAAUCGAACAUAAAAUGAAUCUUAUAAGUGAAAAGUAUUAUAGAAAACCGGAAGUAGACGAAAUAUAA